Molecule: messenger RNA, 1188 nt
Organism: Lutra lutra (Eurasian river otter)
Lineage: Eukaryota; Metazoa; Chordata; Mammalia; Carnivora; Mustelidae
Gene: PIRT
Product: phosphoinositide interacting regulator of transient receptor potential channels
Exons: 2
Coding region: 276-689 (137 amino acids)
Biological process (GO): positive regulation of cation channel activity; phosphatidylinositol-mediated signaling
Molecular function (GO): phosphatidylinositol bisphosphate binding; transmembrane transporter binding
Source: RefSeq, a predicted model, not a curated record
UCCUCGAUGGGGCCAGGGAGGCUUUCUCUGGCUGGGAUGCAGAACUUGAACAGAAACUCGUUGCUGGGUUCCGCCUCCCAUGCAAGUCGCGUGUGAUCCCCAGGUUCACCAUCCUCUCCCCUGGGACACUGAGGACACACAAAACCCAGUGUCGCCCUCCACUGAGAGCCAGACCAGAGACGGAUGCUGAGAACAGGAAGGGCGUGUGGGGACUCCUUGGGCUUCACCCUUGUUUCUAAGUGUUACGGGUAACAGGUGCCCAGUCCCGUGGAGCCAUGACGAUGGAGGCUCUCCCCAAGGCCCUGGAGGUCGAUGAGAAGUCUCCAGAAUCCAAGGACCUACUGCCCAGCCAGACGGCCAGCUCCCUGUGCAUCAGCUCCAGAAGUGAGUCAGUGUGGACCGCUACCCCCCGGAGUAAGUGGGAAAUCUACCGCAAACCCAUCAUUAUCAUGUCGGUGGGCGGCGCCAUCCUCCUCUUCGGCGUGGUCAUCACCUGCUUGGCCUACACCCUGAAGCUGGGUGUCAACAGCCUUAAGGUCCUUAAGAUGAUAGGGCCCGCCUUCCUGUCUCUGGGACUCAUGAUGCUGGUGUGCGGGCUGGUGUGGGUGCCCAUCAUCAAGAAGAAACAGAAGCAGAAACAGAAGUCAGUUUUCUUCCAGACUCUCAAGUCCUUCUUCCUGAAUCGCUGAUGGUGGCCUCACUUUCUCUUCUCCCUGUCACCCUGCUGCCUCGCCCGGGAGGAGAUCUGACAACAUCCAACAUUCCCCCAUCUUCUUGGUGGAGGUGGUGGUUGUGGAGGGGGUUUAGCCAUAAGACAGGCAGGGACAGCCUUUUCCUGGCCCUCUGGGAAAGAGCUCAGGGCUCCACAUGCAGCUGGGGAGCGCUGCUGGCUCGAUCUCAUUUCGUCUUUCUGAUAUUGCUAUGCCUCCCUUGACGCUGGCCACAGCCUUCCCAUUUCAUGGCUCAUUCCCCACUCCUGCAUCUAGGUGCCACUCAUCGAACUCUCUCUGCCAAGUGCUAUGCAUGCUGGGAAAUUCCUGGUGCAAGGCUGUGUCCCAAGGGGAACCUCAUGUUCACACACAUCAGAGUGUCCGAGCUGGAUUCCCCAUUUACAUCCUUCUAGAACCCAAACUGAACCAUGGAGGUCCUUCACAGAAGAGAGGGAAGACUGGCUUCUGGCUCUGUGGG